UACGUCAAAACACAAAAAAAUCACCUGUUGUUGUUUACCUUUUCUGCUGGUAAUAUUCGCUUCACAAUCGUAUUCACAGUUCAUAAUGUCGCGUUUUAGCAGUGCUCUUCAGCUUACCGAUUUGGAUGAUUUCAUCACUCCUUCACAGGAAUGCAUCAAGCCCGUAAAAAUUGAAACGAGCAAGAGCAAAACAGGGGCAAAGAUAACGAUACAAGAUGAUGGUUCAUACGUGCAGGAAUCUACGAGUGGUAUUCAGAAGCUUGAAAAGGUGGAAAUUACCCUAGCUGAUUGUUUGGCCUGUUCCGGCUGCAUCACGUCCGCGGAAGGGGUGCUGAUUUCACAACAAAGCCAGGAAGAGCUGCUGCGUGUGAUGAACGCGAAUAAUAUGGCCAAGCUGAACAAUCAACGAGAUGAGAUCAAAUUUGUCGUUUUUACCGUUUCGCAACAACCCAUCCUAUCGCUGGCACGAAAGUAUAAUCUUACACCGGAAGACACGUUCGAACAUAUCUCGGGAUACUUCAAGAAACUGGGUGCAGAUAUGGUACUAGACACGAAAAUAGCAGAUGAUUUAGCACUGAUCGAAUGUCGCAACGAGUUCGUUGAACGUUAUAACACUAACCGGAAAAUGCUACCCAUGCUUGCUUCAUCGUGCCCGGGAUGGGUUUGUUAUGCGGAGAAAACGCACGGAAAUUUCAUCCUCCCGUACAUCGCAACCACACGAUCACCGCAACAGAUCAUGGGUGUGCUGAUAAAGCAAUAUUUAGCCAAGCUGAUGCAAACUACCGGUGACAGAAUCUACCACGUUACCGUAAUGCCUUGUUACGACAAAAAGCUUGAAGCGUCGCGUGAAGACUUUUUCAGUGAGGUGGAGAACAGCCACGAUGUGGAUUGUGUUAUCACCUCGAUUGAAAUCGAACAAAUGCUCAACAGCCUCGGUUUGCACACGCUUCAACUCGUGGAUAAAGCGGCUAUCGAUUGGCCCUGGCCUACCGCCAGACCACCUGCCUUCGUUUGGGGCCACGAAUCGUCCGGAUCGGGAGGCUACAGUGAAUACAUAUUCAAGUACGCAGCAAGAAAACUGUUCAACAUUCAGCUGGAUACUGUCGCGUUUAAACCGUUACGGAACAAUGAUAUGCGGGAAGCAGUGUUGGAACAAAACGGACAAGUGUUGUUGCGCUUUGCCAUUGCAAACGGUUUCCGUAACAUCCAGAACAUGGUGCAGAAGCUGAAAAGAGGCAAAAGUACCUACGAUUACGUGGAAAUAAUGGCCUGCCCAUCCGGUUGCUUGAACGGUGGUGCCCAAAUUCGUCCAGAAGAGGGGCAAACUGCUCGCGAACUAACAGCAGAGUUGGAAAAUAUGUACCGCUGCUUGCCACAGUCCAACCCGGAGAACGAAAGCGUUGAAACCAUGUACGCCACAUUCUUCGACGUUGAUGGUGAUUUGAACAAACGGCAAAGUUUGCUUCACACAAGCUACCAUCAGAUCGAAAAAAUCAACACAGCUCUCAACAUAAAAUGGUAAAAGGAAAGAUAUGGAUACCAUGGAGAAACAUGCUGUUAUCGAAUGUAGAUACACAUAUAGGUGCUGUUGUAAAAAAAAACGUUCUCUUAUAAGGACAACUAAACAAGACAAAAUAAACAAAACAGCUAUCCCCGGUACCGAUCGGCAGUAGCUGCUAGACUACGAAGAAAGUCAAAACAAGCAUAAACCGGUUCCCCCCACCCGGGGGAGGGGGGAAGACGAUACUGGAGCAAUGAUUGCAUUGCGUGUGAUGAUGGUAGAAACUGUGGGCCGGAACGUCGCUUUGUGGAAGCACGCGAUCCCGAACACACCCCAACGAAAGAACACGAUUCUGCAAACGGGUUUCUCCCCAGGGCAUAAGGCUGCUGAUCUUGACAUUCAAUCGCAACUGGCUAUCAAUUCGUGGCCAUUGCAAGUUCAUUCCAUUAGCCGGUACUUUGUAGAAGAUAUAAAGAAUCCCAUCCGUACCGUAUCAGCGUCUUCUUGUCUCCUCCUAUUGACGGAACAAUGUGAAGUAUACGUUUUUUUUUAUUGCUGUUCCGUGUACCAACCAAGCGUACGGAUACAAUGGAUAAGCGUUAUAAAUAUUAAUUGAUACCCACCAAUGCAAGCUAGCGAGCAAAUGUGAGAAUA
This is a messenger RNA of Anopheles funestus (African malaria mosquito), 2155 nucleotides long. Its product is annotated as probable cytosolic Fe-S cluster assembly factor AGAP009023. The transcript is spliced from 5 exons. Lineage: Eukaryota; Metazoa; Arthropoda; Insecta; Diptera; Culicidae. The coding region runs from base 86 to 1522 and encodes 478 amino acids. Gene Ontology annotation, biological process: iron-sulfur cluster assembly. Gene Ontology annotation, molecular function: 4 iron, 4 sulfur cluster binding. Gene Ontology annotation, cellular component: cytosolic [4Fe-4S] assembly targeting complex. The record is from RefSeq and is a predicted model, not a curated record.